Molecule: messenger RNA, 861 nt
Organism: Catharus ustulatus (Swainson's thrush)
Lineage: Eukaryota; Metazoa; Chordata; Aves; Passeriformes; Turdidae
Product: serine/threonine-protein kinase pim-3-like
Biological process (GO): protein autophosphorylation; regulation of mitotic cell cycle; negative regulation of apoptotic process
Cellular component (GO): cytoplasm
Molecular function (GO): protein serine/threonine kinase activity; ATP binding
Source: RefSeq, a predicted model, not a curated record
AUGGCGAGCUGUGGCAGGGCUGGGCACGGGGUACCAAAGGCGCGGCGCAGCAUCGGCCUCGCUGACGGCAUCGCGCUCCCCCCACAGCACGACGACGCCCUUGUGCCCAUGGAGCUGGUGCUGCUCUCCAUGGUGUCGUGCCCUGGUUUCCGCGGCGUCGUGCAGCUCUUGGACUGGUUUGAGCUGCCCGACGGCUUUGCCCUGGUCAUGGAAUGUCUGGAGCUCUGCCGGGACCUCUGGCACCUGCUGCACACAGGGGAGUUCCUGCCAGAGCCAGUGGCGAGGGUGUUCCUCCAGGUGCUGCAGGCCGUGCGGCACUGCACCAGCCACGGCGUGCUGCACCACGACAUCAAGGCCGAGAACAUCCUCAUUGACCUGGCCACCAGCGAGGCAAAGCUCAUUGACUUUGGCUGCGGCACCAUCCUCCAGGACACCUUCUACACCCACAUGGCAGGAACGUGGGAGUACUUCCCACCGGAGUGGAUCCUCUUUGGCUGCUACCACGGCCAGCCAGCCACCAUCUGGACCCUGGGCAUCCUGCUCUAUCAGCUGGUGUGCAGGCACCUUCCCUUUAAAAUCAGAGAGGACAUCGUCCGGAACCAGCUCUUCUUCCCUCCCCGGGUGUCUCAAGGAAGAUUGCACCUGGUGCCCAGACUGGAUGGGGAAGCACCAGCACCGUCUGUGGAGUCCGUCCAGUGCCGGUGCUACCCUGGGACGGCCACAGUGUGCGGGGACAUCUCCUUCAAGAAGGACGAGGACCUCACAAGAGGUGGAGCACGGCCUGCCACGCUGUUCUCCUCCAAAAAUGAGAGCAUGGGCUACCAGCCCCUCAUGCCCUGGAAACGGCACCACUCGGCCUGA